This is a messenger RNA of Ascoidea rubescens DSM 1968, 394 nucleotides long. It is a transcript of the gene ACB1, whose product is annotated as long-chain fatty acid transporter ACB1. Gene Ontology annotation, biological process: fatty acid metabolic process. The coding region runs from base 46 to 309 and encodes 87 amino acids. The transcript has 2 exons. Gene Ontology annotation, molecular function: long-chain fatty acyl-CoA binding. Lineage: Eukaryota; Fungi; Ascomycota; Saccharomycetes; Ascoideales; Ascoideaceae. The record is from RefSeq and is a predicted model, not a curated record.
GACCACUCCACCUCAGAAUAUAUUUACAUUAAUUCGUUCUUCAAAAUGGUUUCUCAAUUGUUUACUGAAAAAGCUGAAGCUGUUAAAACUUUACCAAAAACUCCAGAUAACGAUGAACUAUUAGAAUUAUAUGGUUUGUACAAACAAGCUACUAUUGGUGACAAUAAGACUGAUAAGCCUAAUGCAUUUAAUUUCAAAGCCAAAUACAAAUGGGAAGCUUGGAAAGAUUUAGAAGGUACCUCUCAAGAAGAAGCAGAAGAGUUGUAUAUUAAGUUGGUUGAUAAAUUAAUCGCUAAAUAUACUUCAUAAUCGAGUAUUUUGAGAGAAUGUUCUAAAUACAUCAAAUUAUAGUUAUAAUUAUUUUAUAUAUAACUAACUAACUAACUAACUAUCU